Molecule: messenger RNA, 801 nt
Organism: Castor canadensis (American beaver)
Lineage: Eukaryota; Metazoa; Chordata; Mammalia; Rodentia; Castoridae
Source: RefSeq, a predicted model, not a curated record
AAUCCAGGCAUGGUAUCUGUUCUGGACUUGAUGCAGGGUGGUUUCCCAUCACGAGCUUCAUUCCAUGAACUCUACAACAUGUACAAAAAGUACAUGCCGGAUAAACUUGCAAGAUUGGAUCCAAGGCUAUUUUGUAAGGCACUUUUUAAGGCUUUGGGCUUAAAUGAAAUUGACUACAAGUUUGGGUUAACCAAAGUGUUUUUUAGACCUGGCAAGUUUGCAGAAUUUGAUCAGAUUAUGAAGUCUGAUCCUGACCACUUGGCAGAGUUGGUUAAAAGAGUGAAUCAUUGGCUCGUCUGUAGUCGCUGGAAGAAAGUUCAGUGGUGUUCACUCUCAGUCAUCAAGCUGAAAAACAAAAUAAAAUAUCGAGCCGAAGCUUGCAUUAAAAUGCAAAAAACUGUUCGAAUGUGGCUUUGCAAAAGGAGACACAAACCUCGCAUUGAUGGCCUGGUUAAGGUGGGCACACUGAAAAAACGGCUUGAUAAAUUUAAUGAAGUAGUAAGUGCAUUGAAAGAUGGAAAACCAGAGAUGAACAGACAGAUCAAAGAUCUUGAAAUUUCUAUUGAUGCUUUGAUGGCCAAAAUUAAGUCCACUAUGAUGACAAGAGAACAAAUACAGAGAGAAUAUGAUGCACUAGUUAAAAGCUCAGAGGAUCUCCUCAGUGCAUUACAGAAAAAAAAGCAGCAAGAGGAAGAAGCAGAAAGGCUGAGGCGGAUUCAAGAAGAAAUGGAAAAAGAAAGAAAACGACGUGAAGAAGAUGAACGACGGCGAAGAAAGGAAGAGGAAGAAAGGCGGAUGUAA